This is a messenger RNA of Malassezia restricta, 1107 nucleotides long. Its product is annotated as metallo-beta-lactamase superfamily protein. The transcript has a single exon. Bases 1 to 1107 code for a protein of 368 amino acids. Lineage: Eukaryota; Fungi; Basidiomycota; Malasseziomycetes; Malasseziales; Malasseziaceae. The record is from RefSeq and is a predicted model, not a curated record.
AUGUCGUGGCCCACAGUGAAAUCGACUUGGUUAGACAAAGUCAUAUUCCUUGGCACCGGAACUAGCUCGCAAGUUCCUGCUAUUCACUGCGUCACGGGAAGCCGAAGUCAUUGCAUCACAUGCACUGAUGCGAUGAAGCCUGGGAGCAAGAACCGUAGGUUUUGCACGUCGCUUGUGGCUAUAGGCAGUGAACCAGGCCGGCCAGAUACAAGUUCCACCAUCCUUAUUGACUGCGGCAAGUCUUUUUAUGAGUCGGCGCUUCGUUAUUUUCCAUCGAACGGACUAAGCAAGAUUGAUGCUGUGUUGCUUACGCAUCCGCACGCCGAUGCUGUACUGGGCUUGGAUGAUUUGCGCAGCUGGACAAUGAAUGGAUGUAUCCAAGACUAUGUCGAUAUAUAUUUGACGCAAGAAUGCAUGCAAACAGUGGGGCAAAUGUUUCCUUAUCUGGUCGACACAUCGCGUGCGACAGGUGGCGGGGAUGUCGGUGCACUUCGGUGGCAUUUGAUCGAUGCGAGCACACCCUUCCAGGCUGGUCCACAUCAAGUGCAUGUACAGCCAUUGUAUGUGGAACAUGGAUUUGUUCAAAAUGGACGUAUGCCAUUCGGAUGCCUUGGAUUCCGCAUCGAUUCUAUGAGUUACAUCAGCGACUGUCACUAUAUACCCAGUGAGACACUCGACAAAGUCGUUGGCAGUGAUGUUUUUAUACUGGAUGGUUUAAAAAUGAAGCGACAUAAAAGCCAUUUUUCUAUCCCUCAAGCUAUAACGUGUGUAUUGGACAUAAGCAUUCGGCAUGUGCAGCAAAACCUCCCACCGCCUACUCUCGCUCUUAUUACGGACAUAACCCAUGGAAUUGAACAUCAUGACUUCUCAGCUCAACUGCAAAGACAUAUGAAAGGUUUGGCCGCAUGGCUCUACGAACAGAAUAUGGAUGUAAAGUCAGCAUCAUCGGAAUGGUGGAAAACCAUCUGGGAUGAGCUCGAAAAUGAAGAACAUGAGCGACUUCAGCUCUCUGUUUCAUGUACCACUGACAAGUCUCAUCCCUUGGUACCAAGCAUGCAUCUCGCUUAUGAUGGCGCCCAGGUUUGCAUGUCCAAAAAUAGGCUGUGA